Messenger RNA from Fusarium keratoplasticum, 2874 nucleotides. RefSeq lists its product as uncharacterized. The transcript has a single exon. The record is from RefSeq and is a predicted model, not a curated record. Lineage: Eukaryota; Fungi; Ascomycota; Sordariomycetes; Hypocreales; Nectriaceae. The coding region runs from base 1 to 2874 and encodes 957 amino acids.
AUGGCCGAGGUUGCAGGACUCGCUCUCGGGGCCGUCGGGGUCGCAGGCCUCAUCGGCGCUUUCAAGGAUACCAUCGACCUUUUCAGUCUGUUGGCCGAUUCCCGUGGCCUGGGGCGAGACUACGAGAUAUUGGAGAUCAAGUUCGACAUACAGAAGGCUCUUCUCCUCCAGUGGACUGAUCGAGUCGGCCUCUUGCGCCAAUACGACUACGACCCAUGUCUGGAUCAAGUUCACAUUCAGGAAGCUAUCGGUCAGAUCUUGAGCUGCAUUCGACUCUUGUUAACAGAUGCUUCCGCUCUGAAAAGCAAAUAUGGUCUCUCCCAGACGGACGAUCAAGAGCCUGUCUCAGAGAUCACCUCCAUCCCCUCAAUCAGCGCCUGGCGUAUGAGAGUGUUCAACGGCCAAUACGAAGAUUUUAAAAAGAGAAUCUCGCAGCACAACGACAAACAUUUUCGCUCCAGGGCCCGCUGGGCUGUUCGUGACAAGCAAAAGUUUGAGGGCCUUGUCAGGGAUCUGGCUGAUUUCAUCGCGAGCCUCGAUAAGCUCACGCCUGUUACUCGUGGGCAGCCAUCCCUCCAGAACAUGGCAGAUGACGACGUCAAGACUAUUCGCGGGUUAUCAGACCUCAAGCUGUUGCUUGAAGCCUCCCGAGACUCACACCAACUCAUUUCUGAGUCAGCCCAGCGAAAAAUAUCUCGCACCUGUGAGGAGAUGAUACUCAGCCGGCUCUGGUUCAGGAAGAUCCAUGACAGGAGGGAAGACGUGGCUGAUGCACAUCUUGAUACCCUCCAGUGGGCUCUCCAUCCACCAAAAGGCGAGGCUCGCUGGGAUGAUUUAUCUCGGUGGCUCCGACAAGAUUCCCAACAUGGCAUAUACUGGAUAUCUGGCAAGGCUGGGAGCGGCAAGUCGACUCUUAUGAAGUAUCUUCAUUCACAAGAGCGCACCCGUAGCCUUCUCCGAGAGUGGUCUGGCGCAGGCUCGUACACGCUGGUCGACUUUUUCUUCUUCAAUCUCGGUACCCAGGAGCAAAAGUCUUUUGAGGGGCUAUCACGGGCACUCUUGUACCAACUGCUGAAGCCCAAUCCGUCUCUCAUUCACCAAGCGCUACCGGGUAUGGUCAAAGAACUCAAAGAAACCGACAAUAACCCGAGUUUGCCAUCGCUGUCAGAGCUUCGAUAUGCUUUCCGGGUACUCAUCAGCGAACCUACCGUGGGCAAGUCUUGCAUAUUCAUAGACGGGCUUGAUGAGUUUGAAGGCAACAUUCGGGAAAGCAUUUCGCUAAUCCAAGAGCUCGGUCGCUCCAGCCACAUCAAAGUCCUUGUCUCGAGCCGACCUAUCCCGGCUUGUGUGGCUGCAUACGAGAACCUUCCCAAGCUGCACCUGCAAGACCUCACGCGGAAGGACAUCAGGGCGUAUGUGGAGGAUGUUAUUGGCGGCCACCAGUACAUAAAGCGGCUUCUCAAGCGAUCUCCUGAGGGAGCAAAGGGCAUGAUGGAAGACCUGGUCAACAAGUCAUCUGGCGUGUUUCUCUGGGUCGUUCUGGCAUGUCGAUCGCUUCUAUCCGGAUUCGAAGAUUGUGAUCGGUUACCAGAACUUCGGAGGAGGGUAGACGAGCUGCCACCGGAACUCGAGGAUCUCUUUGAUCUCAUGCUUGCCAAGAUCAAUCAACGAUAUAAACACCAGGGGGCUUACUUGUUGCGUCUGUGCUACGAAAGCCAACGAGCCUCGAGAAACCCGGAUUGCCCGGCCCUCACAUACAUGAGCACACUCGCCCUUGCACUUAUUGAAGACUCGGAAAUUUCUGCAAGUGGCAUCGUGGAUCUCUCUAUGCAGGACAAGAUAGAUCUCUGCGCCGUCCUUGAAGGGCGGUUACGCAGUCGGUGUGGUGGGCUUCUCGAAACUCAGUCAAAUUUGAUUCAUGUCGAUGCUGAUAACCCAGGGGCCUCAAGUGAGGAUGAUAUCUUCGUGGGUGGAAACGUUGUAUUCAUGCAUCGCACCGUCUUUGAGUAUUUGAGUGAUGAGCGGGUAUGGGAGCGCGAUUGCUUGAAGCUGGACUCUCAUGGCCGGACCGUGGCUACAGACCUAUCGACGAGAGACCUUUAUCUUAUGAUGCUUGACGUUUGUGACCUGAAACGUGAAGAGGGCGCGAUUGCUGAAAUAAUUCAGGGACAGCUGUCUGAAGCUCUCCGCAGUGGCCUCUUCUGGGUUCAAAUGGGCAACACCGAGUCGCAAAUGUCCUUCUUCGGGCAGUUGCCUCACUUCCUGAGCGAGCUCAACGCUUGCAGAGAUAAACUCAAAGAUGAGGAUCUCUCAUUUCUGGCUCAAGCUUGCCCUCCGGUGCCGGAUCCCACAGCGAAGAAUUAUCUGCACUCGACUCUGCUCCUGGCCGCUGACGUCGGUGCCCGAGAAUACAUGAUAAGGAACCCCGAAUUUUCGACACUCAACAGUUCCAGAAUGCCUGCAUGUGGCUGUCCCCCGUUAUUGUCGCUUGAAUUCAAGUCACUAUUCCGCCUAGCUACAAGAAACCGCCCUUCACCCGAAGGCGUCUCACUGCUUUUGAGGUCCGGGGCCAAUCCUCGGCUUGGAGACAGCGUAUUCACGCCCUGGUUGCUCUGGCUGCAGGACCCGUCGGGACUCACACGCGAAGUUUGGACGAACGAUGAAUUGGUCCAAGUCAUGGACGUGGCUGAGACCAUGGUUAGGUACGACGCUGGUGGGAUCAAGGAGUUGCGGGGGUGGUUGAACAAGGAUAACCGUCAAGAUUGGCCCCUCCGCGUGAAACAGAGGGGAGACGAAUUGCUUCAAUUUCUCACUGAGCACGAGGGGAGGGGUUCAUAUCUUGCCAAAGACCAUGUUCUGCAUGGUGGCAGGUAG